Vigna unguiculata (cowpea) is the source of this 570-nucleotide messenger RNA. RefSeq names its product elicitor-responsive protein 3-like. The record is from RefSeq and is a predicted model, not a curated record. NCBI's taxonomy places the organism in Eukaryota, Viridiplantae, Streptophyta, Magnoliopsida, Fabales, Fabaceae.
AUGAAGAGAGGAAUUCUUGAAGUACUUGUUGUCAAUGCAAAAGGAAUUAUACACACAAAUUUUGUUGGAACACCUUCUUACUAUGUGAUUAUUGAGUGUGGCACUCAGACUCGAAUAACAAAAGUUUCAUCAGGAAAACAUGAGAAACCUCGGUGGAAUGAGAAAUUCAUAUUUGAUUUGUCGGAGUCUGAUUGCAAGAAUUCAACGUAUCUUAAAUGUAGAAUCAUGGACACAGAACUCUUCAGAAAUGGUGGAUUUGUUGGUGAAGCCAAAAUUUUCAUAGGUGGAAUAAUAUUGGAAGGAAGUGAUCAGGGAUACAUAGAAAUACAACCAGCUCCAUAUAAUGUGGUUCUUCAAGAUCACACUUACAAAGGACAAAUAAAAAUUGGAUUUAAAUUCAUUGCUGAUAAUAAUGAAGAGUACUUGAUGGAGAAACCAGAUGAAUUCAAGGGUUAUGAGAAGAAGGAAUCACCCAAUUCAAUUUUUGGAUGGAUUUGGAGAAUAUCACUGUGGAAAAUCUUGUUUUUCUAUCAGCACAAAACUUCCAAAAGUCAUCAGGAUUAUCAUUGA